Molecule: messenger RNA, 792 nt
Organism: Trypanosoma grayi
Lineage: Eukaryota; Euglenozoa; Kinetoplastea; Trypanosomatida; Trypanosomatidae
Exons: 1
Coding region: 1-792 (263 amino acids)
Source: RefSeq, a predicted model, not a curated record
AUGCGACGCUUUGUUUUCCUCUGCCGAACCCCACAUGCAGCAGCAGCCGCUGUGACUGCCACUGCCGCCUUCGCGCCCUCGUGUCGACUGCAGACUACAUAUGCGCAUGCUCCAGGUGAAUCUGCGUCGUCAGCAUCAUCAUCAUCAUCAUCUGCCGCAGCAGGGUCAGCGGAAGAAGGAGGAAAAACAUCGCAGCACAAGGCACAAGGGGAAGAGAAGCCUCGCGAGGGAACCGAUGCCCUUGGGGCUCCUGCAGAGGCGCCAAAGCGCCGCAACAUUGUGGUGCUCAGUAAUACCACCAAGGGUGUCUACAUACACCCAACCAACCACAUUGCAUCGUGGUACUGGUUCGUCACAGACUUCCACAAGUGGUUCGUCGGUAUUGUCUUCCUAUUUGUCGGGUCGCAGGUCCUGGCGCGGUAUCGUGUGGCGAAGAUGCAGACUGUUGUGCAGGCGCAGCUGGGGGAGAACCUCCUCGACCAACGUACACGUGACUUGUUGGGCGACAUUGAGGUGCUGCGGCGCAAAGACCCUAUUCGCCUCGAGCAGGAGGCGAACGUGUUCCACGAGCAGUUUUGGAAGCGUCGUGCUCUCUCAGUGUCGGAGGCACGGAAUGAGGUGCGGAAAGUAGAGCUCCAGCGCGGCAUAAUGCAGGGUCAGGCACGAGGUACCGACAUGACGGAGUGGCUUGGUGCCAAGGCGAAGGAUGAUGAGGAGCGCGAAGUGGCACGGCGCACGCAGGACUACAUUCAGGGAUUCCACCAACACCUCAAGUCCAGGCGCCUUAUUUGA